Messenger RNA from Notodromas monacha, 1184 nucleotides. Lineage: Eukaryota; Metazoa; Arthropoda; Ostracoda; Podocopida; Cyprididae. The record is from the annotation of a GenBank genome assembly.
UUCAUCUCCGUCUAUAUAAGUGGAUGAUAUACGAGGAUGGGAAGAAUAAUCUUCUGUGAGGCAAAGUUCAGCUGCAGACUGUAAGAUCACGCUGUAGUCAUGGUGUCAAAAACUAUCAUCUUGGUCUUCAUCGCAUUUGGUCACGAUAUCUUAUUGCCAUGCCAUGCCUCUUCGCCCCUGCUGGUAAGCAUAAAAAAAAAUUUAUCAACCGGAUUCCACAUCAGAAACCUUAUUUUCCAAAAUUGUGAAAUUAAAAGUAAUUUUUGAAUAAAUCUAUAAAAAUUCCGGGCAUCAAGAAGGGGUAAUUUGUCUUCGGGAUCGUUCUUUCACGAGUCUGGCGAUGCUGAGAUUACUGCUGUAGAAACUACGGAUGACCCCACAGACUCAAAUCCGGCGACACAAGCACCGCAAGUGCCGUCUGACCCCGAACCUGACCCUGAGGUUUCUCCUAAGCAAGGUCAACGUCGCGGGCACGGUGCAGGGCGUCCUGGACACGGUGAGGGUCAUGACGAUCGGCAUCAACAACGCCGAAGGGGACAUGAUGUCCAGCCUCCAAGAAGAAGGAAUCCAGGCUCAAGACAUGGACACAGCCGCCGUGAUCGAAAAAGGAUCCCUGAAGAGGUUGCGGAAGUUGAGGAAUGUACUACAAUUUAAUAUCCGCGAGGAGAUCAUAACCUUAUUCCGAACAAUGUCAUACUUAUUGCUGUCAGCGGAUUCGAUCAUCGUCAUUUGAAAUACAGUUUGAGCCAGUCAUUUGAUGUUGCAUGUUUGCAAUGCAACAAAAACAUAACGGCUUCCAGAAAACCUGGUAAAUUUGGAAGAAUUUUCGAAAAAAUGAGCUUUUUAGCUCUAGAUUCUAAAAUCAUACCGCACUAUAGCAAUUCAUCAUCAUAAGUCGUGUUGCUGAGGAAAUGGCAAUUGAUUCCUCAAAAGGAGACAAAACAUUUGCAUUAUACAGUAUAUAAUGGCAGACAAACGAGAACCAUCAGCAACUGGCAUCUCGAAAAAUUUCGAGAAUUCACACAAAAGGUUUCAACACGACAUUCUUCUCCCCAUUUCAUGAAUCAAAUUAUACAGAUCUUCUACAUUUUCAAAAUUUUGUCCAUAAAACUUACUUUUGAAACAGCACGUGACAGAGAAAUCCACGUAAUAAAGUGAAACGCGUGAAUUUUACUCGGGAGAAA